Messenger RNA from Ctenopharyngodon idella (grass carp), 1464 nucleotides. It is a transcript of the gene surf6, whose product is annotated as surfeit 6. Lineage: Eukaryota; Metazoa; Chordata; Actinopteri; Cypriniformes; Xenocyprididae. Bases 240 to 1322 code for a protein of 360 amino acids. Gene Ontology annotation, molecular function: RNA binding; DNA binding. Gene Ontology annotation, cellular component: nucleolus. The record is from RefSeq and is a predicted model, not a curated record. Gene Ontology annotation, biological process: ribosomal small subunit biogenesis; ribosomal large subunit biogenesis. The transcript has 5 exons.
CCGGGGAUUCUGAACCAUCAUGCGCAUGCGCAAGACAAUACACACGUGGGGCAUGUUUCUGAAUACAUAUUUGGUGAAGUUAUUAGGGCUGUCGUAUUCAGUCCACAUUUGAAGGCUUUUAUCCGAUUCAGUUUGUAAUUUCUAGGGAGGUAAAAUGCCUUUAUAUUCAUUCUCCAGCUGAUGAAUCACAGUUACCUCAUCACAGAAGUUGUUCGGUGAAAUUUCGAUUGCGAGGAAACAUGGCCAGCCUUGCUGCGAAGUAUGAUUAUCUGGAGAAGUUGACACGUAAAGUAUGCGUAUCUCAGAAAAAGGAGCCAAAGAAAAGACCCUAUGUUCCAUUCCGAGGCAGCGGGGUUAAUGAUGGCGCUCCUCCAAAGAAGAAAAAGAACAAGCAAAACCCAACAAAAGGAGACAACAUGAAUGCAAGCAAAAAUAAACCAGUUUUAAAGAACACUCAGCCUGCAGUACCUCCAGCUCAGAGAAAACCAGUUCAGAAUGGGACUUCAGAGACACAAAAGAAGCCUGAGGGUGGAACAUCACAGGAAUUUAAUGCUGUAGACAUUCUUCGUCAGAGGCUCCACCAGAAGAUUGAGGAGUCUCGUGGACAGGGCCCUCCUAAAGAUUCUUCCUCGGAUGAGGUAAAGAAGAAACGAGAAAAACGAAAACAAGAAAGGGAGCGUCAGAAGAGGAAAAAGAAAGAGUUUAGAAUGAAAAAGUUAGCAGAUGCUGCAGCUUUGCAGGCAGGAGAAGAAGACAAAGAAGCAGCAAAACCCCAACUGCAAGUCAGCUCUACAUCGAACACACCUGCCAAAAAGGAGCAGAGCUUCAUAGUCUUCAACAAGAUGGAUGUCGGAGAAGACUAUGUGGACAAAGGAUCCAAGCUGAUCCAGAAUAAAAAGAAAAGGAAAGUUAAAGGAAUACUGACUCCGCUCACUGGCAAGAACUACAAGCAGCUUUUAACACGCAUCGAGGCGAGGAAAGAUUAUCUGGAGCAACUUAGGGAGAAGGAUGAAGGCAAAGCACAAAGAGAGGAAGAGAAGAUGAAGUGGACCAAUGUUCUCUACAAAGCUGAAGGUAUGAAGAUCAAAGACAAUGAGGAACUCCUUCAUGCAUCUUUAAAGAAGAAGGAGAAGAGGAAAGCUCAGAAGAAAAAGAAGUGGGCAAAGAGGAGCCAGCAAGUUGUGGAGAAGAUGCAAAAGAGACAAGACAAGCGGAAAAGGAAUAUUAAGCAACGCAAGGAUGCCAAGAUAGAGAAGCGCAAACAGAGGGCAAGGAAAAAGGGUUGUGUACUGCCUGGGGAUAUCAAGAAGGCCGACUUAUAGGCAGAAAGGAUGAAAAGCAGGACUUUGCCUUGUGUUUAGGACUGAACGAGAUCAAAAAAAAUUCACAAUUCAUUGUGAAGAAAUUAUUUUUUUCUGUUGUCACUUUUAAGAUGUCAGCUUUAUAAAGAGAAUGAUUUGUCUA